AUGGUUAUUACGUUCUUGAAUGCCUUGUUGAUCAAAUUCAAGACGGGAAAUAACAUUCCUUUGGAAAACAUUAGCCAUUUACUGGCUGGAGAACAAGAGAUAGAACAAGUACCCAACAAUCAGACUCUUCGAGACAUUGAACGUUCUGAUGAAACUGUUUCUGACAACUCUUGGAAACUUUCAGCCGCAGCAAUUCAUCAUGCAAUGACCAUAUACUUGACUGAAGGCAACGAAGCAGCUGCCUGUAUCAUGUACAGAUCGGCCUCAGAAAUUGUUUGUAGUCUCCUCAGGGCUGCUUUUAAACUUUUCCAUGAUCAAGGAGAGAGUGUUCCAUUGAGAAAUAAUCUUAAAAAGUCGCAAAAGAAGAAUUUGAUUAAAAACCUUGAGCUACAUGCUUCUUUUAGAAAUAUUUAUCUCAAUAGAUUUGUAGGAUCAUGGGGAGCCAAGUAUAUGCUUUCUCAAAAGUAG
Phycomyces blakesleeanus NRRL 1555(-) is the source of this 468-nucleotide messenger RNA. RefSeq lists its product as hypothetical. The record is from RefSeq and is a predicted model, not a curated record. Lineage: Eukaryota; Fungi; Mucoromycota; Mucoromycetes; Mucorales; Phycomycetaceae. The transcript has 2 exons. Bases 1 to 468 code for a protein of 155 amino acids.